GCCACUCGACCGCAUCACCUCGACUUCUUGCGCAUUCUGGCCAGCUUUCCCCCAAACUCAACCCGCCAUCUCCGAGAAAUCCUCACACGACACAAAAUCUUCAGCUUUGCAUCCCAGAUUCUUCUCACGAAUUCCCUUUCCCAUUGCAAACUCCGACCUGCUGCAUCUACUAUCGCGUCCUCGAGAGCCUCAGCACAUUUCGUCAUGGCUCCCCCUCCGCCCGCCAAUGUCCCUCUGACCCAGAGGCUCAUGCUGCUUGCCCAGACCCUGCAAUUUGCUUGGUUUGCCGGACAUUUGUCCCUGAUCUUUGCCGUCAUCCGUUAUGGCUUUUCCUAUAUCUCCUUCAACUACUACAGCCGGGUUGCCCGCUUUAGCUACCGCCUCACCUUUCUCUCUGCUGCCCUGACCUACGGUAUCGUCGUCUACAAGACGCUGAGGGCUCGCAGCAAGGCCGGAGCCAGAGCUCCUACGAGCCCUCUUGCUUUGGCUGCCGAUGAGAACGUCCAGUACCUUGGAAUGGCCCUCGUCUGGCUUCUGUCGCCCCAGUACCCGUUGGCGAUGCUCCCUUACGCCAUCUACUCGGUCUUCCACGUCGCGACCUACACGCGCGCCAACGUGAUUCCCACACUUACUCCUCCCAAGCCCGUCACCCCUGCUGCCGGUGCUUCUCCUAGCGCCAAGCCCCAGUACGCGCAAAACCCCAUCGCCGAUAAGAUUGGCGCUUUCGUCAAGGAGUACUACGAUGCUUCCAUGUCUGUCGUGUCUUCGCUCGAGAUCGCGCUCUGGGUUCGCCUCUUUCUCUCCGCCAUUACCUUCCAGCGUCGCUCCUGGAUCCUGAUUGUCAUUUACACCGCUUUUCUCCGUGCCCGCUACGCCCAGAGCACCCACGUCCAGAACUCACUUGCUCUUCUCGAGUCUCGCAUUGACUCCGCUGUCGGUAACCAGGGAACCCCUCCCGCUGCUCGCCAGGCUUGGGAGACAAUUAAGGGAGGCGCGCGCCAGUUCUACGCCUACACCGAUGUCAACCGGUAUAUCGCCGGUGCUUCUGUCCCUAAGAAGACCUCUUGAAAAAUUCCUCGGAUAGAUGACGUGUUCCAAAGCUGCUCGGAUCUCUGGAUGCGUAAUGACAAGAUCUCGGUUGGGCAAUGGCGCACGCAACACGGCUCUGCCGAUGCGACGGGUCAAGCUGUAACCCCAACGACGGCAUGCUGUUUUUGGCAGGUGAUGGCUUCGUGGAACGGUUUAUGACGAGAACACACGGUCGUAACGGAAAAGAAAGGAGGGGGGAGGCUUAUGGCCGGCCAAUGUUUACACGGCUUUUUCGCAAUUCAUUCAGGUUAUUGGAGUGUAGGCGAGUCCGGGACUUGGGCUUUUCCAGGUUGCCCUCUGCAUCACACGAUGAUUUCAGGUUUCCCGUUUUACUAUGGCUCCGGCUUUUGUCUGUUAGUUUUGUUUGAUCAGUAAAUCCAAAUUCGCAUCACUACACAAUCAUACCUAGGUG
Messenger RNA from Colletotrichum navitas, 1501 nucleotides. Its product is annotated as endoplasmic reticulum protein. Gene Ontology annotation, biological process: endoplasmic reticulum tubular network organization; membrane organization. Gene Ontology annotation, cellular component: membrane; endoplasmic reticulum. The record is from RefSeq and is a predicted model, not a curated record. Bases 205 to 1068 code for a protein of 287 amino acids. The transcript is spliced from 4 exons. Lineage: Eukaryota; Fungi; Ascomycota; Sordariomycetes; Glomerellales; Glomerellaceae.